AUGGAGUACAUUUCUAUUGACUCGCGAAAGAAGGAGGCUCCAACCCGUGACAAGGUAGAGCCGACUGUUCCAACCCAACUUCCUCCAGCCGAAGAAAUCAAGGUUCAUCCAUUCAACGCAGGCGAGGAGAAUGCAUCAAUUUUCUUUGUGGGAACCGCUACAACAAUUAUCGAAUGGGCCGGUAUCCGGUUGAUGACUGAUCCCAAUUUUCUCCAUGCGGGCGAGCAUGUGCAUCUCGGACCGGGUGUGACGAGUAGUCGCCUAACAGAUCCAGCCGUUGAUCUUCACGAUCUUCCUCCAAUUGAUCUGAUACUUCUCUCCCACUACCAUGAGGACCACUUUGAUAAAAAGGUUGAGGCCUCAUUGAGGCGAGAUCUCCCCAUUAUCACCACGCCACAUGCGAAAACGCACCUCGAAUCGAAGAAUGAGGAUGCUUUUACAUCUGUGUCAGCGAUCGACCACUUUGAGCAGAUUGGAGUCAGUAUUGAGGGUGGGGAAGGCUCAAAACAACCUCAACUACGUGUGACUGGGAUGCCGGGCAAACAUGUGCCUCCCAAUGGAAAUAUCGAGAGAUUGAACGAAAUAGCUCAUAUCAUCCCUCCAACCAAUGGUUGGAUGCUCGAACUAGGUUACGGCGAGCCGAAUAUGCUAGACUUUACUUGCGGUUAUCGUAUCUACAUUUCAGGGGAUACACUGAUGGUAGAUGAACUCAAAGAGAUCCCUAAACGAUACGCAGGACAGAAGAUUGACUUGAUGCUCGCCCACCUUGGUGGCACAACCAUUCCCUCACCAUUAGUGGGGAAACUUAUCAAGCCACUAGCAUUGAUGGUCACUAUGGAUGCGGAACAAGGUCUGCAGUUAAUCCAGCUUAUACAACCCGACCUGACGAUUCCGAUCCACUACGAUGACUAUGAUGUGUUUGCCAGUUCGCUGGAUGACUUUCGUCGCGUUGUCGAGGCCGCGGGUCUAAAGGAUAAGGUAGUAUUUCUAAAUCGCAAGGACCAGUAUCGCUUUCAGGUCAGGGAGUAG
This is a messenger RNA of Penicillium pulvis, 1029 nucleotides long. Its product is annotated as MBL fold metallo-hydrolase. The record is from RefSeq and is a predicted model, not a curated record. The transcript has 5 exons. The coding region runs from base 1 to 1029 and encodes 342 amino acids. NCBI's taxonomy places the organism in Eukaryota, Fungi, Ascomycota, Eurotiomycetes, Eurotiales, Aspergillaceae.